AUCUUUUGUAAGCUGCUUCUGUUUUUUUUUUUUUUCUUUUUUUUUUCACUCUUUCAUUUUUAUCAUUUCUUUUUCUGUUUUGGUUCACUGCUUGCCAAAGUUUGAUUCUUUUUGCUAUCUGCAUGGCUUAAAAUUUCACAAAUUCUUUUGGGUGCUGUAGAAAACGGAUGAACAGUAAAUGGAAACUCGUGAUUCUCUAUUGUGAAUGGACCCAUUCUCUUGUUAGGUUUUUCUGCAAGGAAUCUUUUUUUAUUUGGUUUAAAGAAAAAAUAUGGUGGGGUUUGUCUUAGAUAUGUUAAUCUUCAGUUUAUGAGUAAAGCUUCUUCUUUCUUUUUUCCUUUCUCUGUGCUGUGUUUGGUUUUUACCCCCCUUUGUUCUUGCAAACACUUGCUGUGUUAAAUGGUGCAUUUUCAUGCUUGUGCUUUGAAAUUCGUUGAGUGUGGAUGGUGGUGACUUGUUAGAGGCCAGGUUAGUAGAGAGCUUUAGUGUGGCUUGCCUCUUGUGGUAGUGACAAGAAACAAGUUUUUGGAUCAAUGGUGGUUAAAUUAGAAGGGUAUUUCAAACAAAGGGCUUAAAAUUGGCUUUGUAGACUGAAGAUAUAUGCUGUAACAAUCCAAAAUUCUGUGAGAGAUGUGUCCUGUGAUUCUUGAGAUAGAUAUAUUCAAUCUUGCUUUAGCCUAGCAUUCAGUAGUUUAGGAGUCCUUUUCAAAGAAGUAUAAAUGUUUGGCAGCAAAGUGUUUCUAACUUACAAAAGAAAGCGGCAAUCUCUAAGUAGUAGUUUUAUCCAUGGGAAUUGUUGCCAAAAUUCAGCUUGUGAAGGUGCCCAAAAUCGUUCUUUACCUACACAAACUAAACAUGACAAGCUAACUGAGGUGAAGUCAUCAGAAAAGCAUGAAGAAAAACCAAGGGAUACUAGUGAUGGAAAAAUCCCAUGCUUCAAACAGCCAGAUUGUUCAUCUUUGGUUCCAGUUCAAAAGCCCAGUGGCCUCAGGGCAGGAGAGCUUGGAAAUUAUGAUGCAACAGAAUUGAUGGUUACCACAAAGAAAUCAUUUUCAGCAUCUCAUUCAUGUGAGGAUGAAGCCAAGAGGGAUGUUGGUGAAUUUUCAUCAGUGGAAAAGGCUUCACAAAAUGAUUGUGAUAGUCAGAGAAGUUCCUAUGCCCAUAAAAAUUGUUCUAAUAAAAAAAUUAUUUCCCCAUUAGUUGAAUUGGAUGCUGGGAAUGGUUGUAAUUUAGUCAACUCAGAAACAUCCAUUACAAAGGAAUUCAGUUCUUCACAUGUUAAUGAAUCUCCCGUUUUGAAUAAUUCAGUGGAUGAAUCUACUGAUUCUCACACCAAAGAUAAUAGUUUCAUAAACCCACCUGGUCAUGUGGUUAAGCAGACCAACUUGAUCAGUCCAUUAAUAACCUUCAACCGAUGUUACAAAAGAAAAAAAGGUUUGGAUGGGACUGAUAGGCAAAGCAAGUUAUUGCACAAGAAGGAAAAUAUUUCAGUGUUAACCAAGUGGAGCAUGCUUGCAAAUGGAAAUCCAUGUUCUAGCGAUGAAUCAUCUUGUGAGGAAUGUCCUGUAGAUAAUGUACCAGACCUUAAUCAAUCAGUGGAGCUUUCAGAAAGAGGGAAAUUAUUGAAUGAAACUCAAGAUGAAACAUUAUAUAGAAGCUGCUCUACAGUUUUUCUAACAGACCUUAAUCAAUCUGCAGAGCUUUCAGAAAGAGGGGAGCUUUGUCAAACUCAAGAAAAAGAUAAAAAUGCUGACUCUCCAUGCCCUCGAGGAUUUGUUUCUGAAACCUGUACAACAGAUGUGAGUGAGCAACUAUGUCAUGGGGAGAACAUAGUAAAAAAUUUCUCUCAUACAGCUGGAACAGAAGAACCAAGUCACAGUUGUCUGAUUUACAAGGAAGACCAACAUCUACAUAAGGAUUACUUACGAGUCUCUAUCAAAGUUGAUUCCAGAGAUUCCUCUGCUGCUGUCACAACUGCUGCUCAGGUACUGGAGAACUCCCAGCCGUUGGUAAGAGAGACCAUUCAAAACGUUUCAUGCUAUGACUUGAUGAAAACUGGGGAACACCAACCUCAGUUUGACCUGCCUGUUAACUCUGCAGAAGAGCACAGCGUUGAUUUGAACUUGGGUACUGAUAAGCAUCCCCUUCAUUUGAGGCUGAGAACUCUUGGGGCCAAAUUGGAAUCUGCAAGUAGUAGUUCUGCCAUUGCCGAAGAUCAAGUUCCUGAACUGGAAUUUUUGAACUCUAGAAAUACACAGAUUUCAGAAGGAAAAGCUAUAGAUGGUGUUUGCUCAAGUUGUACUAAACCUCAAUUGGCAGGUUUAAUGAUGUCUGAAGAAAGAAUGAAUCUUCAACAUACAAAAACUAAUCGACCAAAACCCAUGCCAAAGAUUUCUCUUUCUCUGGGUUUGUCCUUACCUAUGGAGCUCAAGACUGGAGGCACUGAUUCCAUUGAUAGUUUUUCAGCAUUACCUCUGUCAAAUUCAACCGCCAGAGAUAUUGUCCAAGAUGGAUUAUGCCAGUCUUCAAACAGGAAACCAUUCCUUCCCAGGCACCAGGUAGUGCUUGACAACUUUGUACGCAGAACUAGAAUUUUAAAUGAAAGAGGAAAGUUUCAAGAAAAUUUGAAGCCACACCCUAUCAUGUGGUCUGAAGAGGAGUUGGAUUAUCUCUGGAUUGGCGUGAGGCGACACGGUAGGGGCAAUUGGGAUGCUAUGCUAAGGGAUCAAAGAUUGCGGUUUUCUCCAUUAAGGGUACCAGGGGACCUUGCUGAGAGGUGGGAAGAUGAACAAUUAAAACUUCUGAAUGACAUUGGUGUUCCACAGUUCAUGUAUCCACCAGCAGCAGCAGCAUCAUUGCAAGGAAACUUUUGCUACUUAGACCCGAAAUCAAGUUUGAAGAAAUCUCUUGCCAGGUUUAAUUUUCAAAUAAACAACACCAUUGCAGGCAGGCACAGACCAACUGUUCAUUCCAGGAGAGCCUCUUACAACAACAAUAUAGAUAAAUAUGAAAUGGGAUUUUUCAAUUCUUCAGGAAGCUUGAGUAUUUCUGGUGAAAACUCUUAUUCUAACGAUUAUGCCUUUAAUUAUUCGGCUUCUAAGAAUAAUUUGCCUCACUGGCUUAGAGAAGCAGUUAUUACUCCUCCUUCAAAGUCUUUUGAGCCAACUAUGUCUUCAGCUGUUUCAUUGAAUUCUCAUCCACAGAUGCCAGGAACUGCUGAACAUUGCCUUAAUGCUGGUAAGUCAUGCUUUGUGCCUCAAAAUUUGUUCAAUGGUUUGAGGACAAAUGAACUACACAUGUCAAAUGGUUCUCACUACUCGACCUAUUCAAGAAGGAAAUAUGGGGUGGUGAAGAUGAACAAGUCUAUUGAGCAUCAUGUUCGUAAACCAGAUGAUUUGAUCAUUAUUGAUAGUGGCACAUCUUCUGAAGAGACUAUAUCUGAUGAUCACCGUGCCAACUUGUAAAUCUUAAAAAUGUAUUUGCUGUUUUAUUAACUGUUGUAAGCUGUAGAAAGGUUACAUGUUGCAUGGUUUUGUAGGUUAGAAAUCUAUAAACGUAGGAGAUGAUGUGACCUUGUGCUAAAUGAAUGUUGAUUUUAUAUUUUCACUGAAUUUUUUAGGGAUAUUAAAUCCUUGUCAUUUAUUGAAGAAAACAAAAAAAUGAUGAAAUGCGCGAUUUU
This is a messenger RNA of Abrus precatorius (Indian licorice), 3679 nucleotides long. RefSeq lists its product as uncharacterized. The record is from RefSeq and is a predicted model, not a curated record. NCBI's taxonomy places the organism in Eukaryota, Viridiplantae, Streptophyta, Magnoliopsida, Fabales, Fabaceae. The coding region runs from base 720 to 3464 and encodes 914 amino acids. The transcript is spliced from 8 exons.